Molecule: messenger RNA, 1199 nt
Organism: Juglans regia (Persian walnut)
Lineage: Eukaryota; Viridiplantae; Streptophyta; Magnoliopsida; Fagales; Juglandaceae
Product: PRA1 family protein H
Exons: 5
Coding region: 59-748 (229 amino acids)
Biological process (GO): vesicle-mediated transport
Cellular component (GO): Golgi apparatus; endoplasmic reticulum
Source: RefSeq, a predicted model, not a curated record
AAAGGUCAGUUUUCCGAAAGGGAAAAAAAAACUCAACUUCGUUUGGUGAAGUUAGCAAAUGGCAUUCUCCUCAAACCCUUUAUCCCUCAGCGUCCCAGAGCCCGCCUUCGAGUCAUGGCUCCGGGACUCCGGCUACCUCGAAAUCCUCGACCACCGCACUUCCUCAAUUCCCAACACAUACUCUGAUCCUUCCACCACUACCUUAACCAACUCAACCAUCACCAGCGGCCUCAUCUCCCUUCUCCUCACCCUCCUCUCUCUCUUCACCUUCAACCCCUUCUCCAAGCUCACCACCGAAGACUUCUCCGGCCAAACGCCGUCCUGGAGUUAUGGGUUUGUGGGGUUCUGCGACUCCUACUCGUUCCCGUCCUCCCCGGCUCAGGCCAGGCUGCGGGUCCACGAGAAUGUCAAGCGCUAUGCCAGGAACUAUGCAACUCUCUUUAUCCUCUUCUUCGCCUGCACCCUGUAUCAGAUGCCGCUUGCUCUCAUUGGAUUGUUAUCAUGUUUGGCACUAUGGGAUGUUUUCAAGUUUUGUAGUAACAGAUGGGGAUUGGAUCAUCACCCAGUAAUUCAACAGUGUUUGGUUCGCAUUGCCCAAUGUGUUGCUGCUGUUAUUGUUAUAUGUUCUAAUGUUCAGAUGGCUCUGUUCUGUGCACUUGGUUUCAGUUAUACAGGCAUGAUUUUACAUGCUGCAUUUCGGAAGCUGACUUCUGCAAAGCAGCCUCCUCGUGGAAGAAGUGCAAGGUGAAAAAUAUGUGGUGGUUUGUGGGUGAAAAGUGUAAUUACCCUUGAGCAAAAAUAUGUUCAGCUCUAGUCUAAGGCCUUUUUACUGCAAGAGAUCAACAAUUUUGAAUCCCAACUCUGAUGGAGAUGAUGGUACUUAUCAAGCUGAUGGUACAUACGCAAGGUCAUAUGAUGCUUUUUGGAUCAUUUUUUUAAAGCUCACCUCCGUGAAAUGCUAAAUUAUAAUGAGGUCAUUUGAGCAAAGAAUUGGAUGGCUUGCCCUACUCAUCAUGGCAAAGCAGAGACUUAUUAUUUUGCUUAAGCAGCUGUGAACGAGUUAUAUAGUGGAUGUUACAUAUCUUAUGGCUGUUGUAUUCUGGGUGCCUGCCCUUAUACAAGAUCAAAAACUUCUAUUUGAGCUUUAAAUUUUGGUUGUUAGUACUUGUUUUAAAAAAAAAAAGCAGUUCGUAACCAUA